This is a messenger RNA of Pimephales promelas (fathead minnow), 1283 nucleotides long. Lineage: Eukaryota; Metazoa; Chordata; Actinopteri; Cypriniformes; Leuciscidae. The record is from RefSeq and is a predicted model, not a curated record.
UGAGCUUUUCCUUUGCUGCACUCACAGCAGACAAAAGCCAGAGAGAAAGCAAAAUGUAAGAAAAGAAAUCGCAUUUGAAAGGAUAAAGGCAAAAUCCUGAAGUGAAUGAUCUGAGUGGUGAAGAUGAAGCAAAAGCUUACAGCACCUAUACUGACCAAUCAUUGAGUGCCGUUGAGCAAGUUGAGGAGCUCAAUCAACCAAUCAUUGAGCGCCGUUGAGCAGGCUGCUUCCUCAACCCACCAAUCAGAUGGCCUCAUUGACUGACCGUGUCAAAUGCAUAAUCGGAGUGACAAGCGUAAACAAUCACUACUAUCAUCAGUGGACUGAGAUCGGUGACAGCAAACAAGAGAUAAAAAGCAUGGAUUUGGCGGGACACAAGUGCAGUGUAUGUGACAGGAGUUUCUCAGUGAAGUCCAACCUGACUCGGCACAUGCAGCUUCAUGGUCCGAACGAGGAACAUGUGUGUGAAGUGUGUGGGAAAAGCUUCUCACUGAAACAGCAGCUGAGCAGCCACCAAAAACAGCACCUGUACCCAUGCAUCCGUCUGUACAGGCAGGGAGAGGCCAAGCUGCAGUGGACGGAUGCAGCUAAGAGUGUGGCAAUGGGCUCCAGCAAAGCAGUAGACCCCAGCUGUCUGGAUUCAGAAAAGGCGGAGGCUGCUGCAAAGAAAUCUGGAGGGGAAAUGUGGAAAGGCCAGCUAGUUGUCACAUUCGCCAAAUAUGAAGGCCAGUCUUUCAGGUGGCUGCUUGAAAAUGAUGUGGGCUGGGUCAUAUGGCUGCUGUCUGAAUAUUGCCAGAAGGGUGAGAAGAACGAUCUCCUAAAAUGGCAAAAGGAGCGAUUGCUGCAGUUCCCGCCUGUCACCUUCCAUCUUGACAAACGCUUGGAGGAGUCAAGGAAAGACAAAGGAAAGAAGGCUGAAUCUACCCUUUCUAAGUUCCAGCAGGAUCCUGACUAUGCCAGUGAUGCUGAAUUGUUGGCAGCUGCUGAGACUGUCCUUGAAGAGUCUGAGGUAGCGGUCUCCACACAGCUGACCACCUGGGGAGAGCUCACACCGGCCGUGAGUCAGGACUCUUCCCACAGCCUCAGCGCAUCUCAGGGAAGAGCUUCUUCCCCUGUAGACACCUCUGCCUCUGGCUUCUUGCUGGAGGGCUGGCAGAAAUACUGGGAGCAUCCACCUCCAUCUACACAAGCCAAUGGUAUAGCUCCUCCUAACAUCAAGUGGCUGAAAUGUGAUGAGAUGUGUGGUCUGUUUGAGAGACCUUCCAAGUACUAAAAUGCCAAAG